UUACUUUUUACACUUGAUCUAUCUCCGAGUCUCCGACAAACCCAGAGACCAGACAGCUGGAACUUUUGGUUUCCAUGGCGAUCGACAGCCCAGAAGCAUUUCCACCGGUUUCCUCAACUCAUCCUUGGAAGUACGACGUCUUCUUAAGUUUCAGAGGCGAAGAAACCCGGAGGAACUUCACCGAUCACCUCUACACAGCCUUGUCUAUUAGAGGGAUUUACACGUUUCGAGACGACGAGGAGCUCCAGAGAGGACGAGAAAUCUCUUCAGCAUUAUUAAAAGCAAUCGAGGAAUCAAGAAUUUGUAUCAUCGUUUUCUCCGAGAGCUACGCUUCGUCCAGAUGGUGCCUCGAUGAACUUGUCAAAAUCAUGGAGUGCGAAGGUACAGAUGUGGGAGAUCCAUCGGAUCUCCAAGAGCUAAAAUGGAUAGUUCUCCCAAUUUUCUAUAAGGUUGAUCCAUCGGAUGUCCGGAAACAAACCGGGAGCUUUGGAAAAGAAUUUUCCCAACUUAAAAAGCGAUUCAAAUCAGAGGUAACGAAGGUACAUAUGUGGGAGAGAGCCCUCCGAGCAGCUGCAGAUUUGUCAGGAUGGAACCAAGAAAAUGUUGCCAAUGGGCAUGAGUCAAAGUUUAUAGAAAAAAUUGUUAAUGAAGUUUGGAUGAAAUUAAACAAAACAACGCUGGAUGUUGUUGAUCACCCGGUUGGAAUACAUUCACGUGUAAAUGAUGUGUGCUCUCUUUUAAAUCUUGGAUCAAAUGAUGUUCGCAUAGUAGGGAUCUGGGGUAUGGGUGGAAUAGGCAAGACAACCAUAGCCAAGGCAGUCUACAACCAAAUCUUCAACAAUUUUGAAGGUAGCAGCUUUCUUGAAGAUGUUAGAGAACGUUCAAGGAGCUGGGUUAGUCGGGUUGAGCUACAAGAACAACUUCUUUCGGAUAUCUUGAUGAUAAAAGAUCUAAAUAUUGGAAGUUGUGCUAUUGGAACUAGUAUAAUCAAAGGAAGGCUUCGUUUUAAAAAGGUUCUUCUAGUUCUUGAUGAUGUGGAUGGGAUAGAUCAACUAAAGAAAUUAGCUGGAGAUCAUGAGUGGUUUGGUAAGGGAAGUAGAAUAAUCAUAACAACUAGGGAUGAUCAUUUGUUGAAUGUCCUUCAAGUUGAUGGAAAAUACAAGGUUAAAGCAUUAAAUGAUGAUGAAUCUAUUGAACUUUUUAGUUGGCAUGCCUUCAACAAGAAGCACCCCAUAGAAGGAUACUCUGAUCUAUCAACUGAUGUUGUGCGUUAUGUUGAAGGGCUUCCUUUAGCUCUCAAGGUUUGGGGUUCUCAUCUAUGUGACAUAACAAGCACACGUUUAUGGGAAAAUGAAUUAGAUAAAUUAAAAAAAAUUCCUCAUGGUGACGUUCAAGGAAAACUUAGAACAAGUUUCGAUGCAUUAGAUUAUGACAACAAGGAAGUAUUCCUUGAUAUUGCAUGCUUUUUUAUUGGAAUGGACAAACACCAUGUAAUUAGAAUAUUAGAAGGUCAUUAUUCCAAUCCAGAGGGAAGAAUAACUGAUCUUAUUCAGAGGUCUCUCUUAAAACAGAACAGAAACAAGAUGAAGAUGCAUGAUCAGAUUCGAGACAUGGGGAGGGAAAUUGUUCGGCAAGAAUCACCAAGAAAUCCUGGAAGGCGUACCAGAUUGUGGUCUAGUGAAGACAUUGUUCAUGUGCUAGGAAAGCACAAGGGAUCCGAAGUAAUUAGAGGUCUCAUCCUAGAAAAUUAUUGUAGUUUGACUGAUGUAGAUUUUGGUACUGAAGCAUUUGUGAAGAUGACGGAAGUGAGACUGCUCCAACUUAAUAAUGUACACCUAACAGGGGACUUUGAACAUCUUCCUAAGGAGCUAACAUGGCUUUGCUGGAAUGGAUUUGCUUUGAAAUUUAUACCAGCUGAUUUUCACUUGAAGUAUCUUGUCAUACUUGAAAUGCAACACAGCAAAGUUGAACGAGUAUGGGAGGGAAUCAAGGUUCUUGAAAAGUUGAAAUACCUUAACCUUAGCUAUUCCCAAUUCCUAAUGCAAACACCAAACUUCUUAGGAUGCCCUAGUUUAGAGAUAUUGAUCCUUGAAGGUUGUUCAAGCUUGGUUGAGAUUCAUGAAUCUAUUGGAAAUCUUAACAAACUUGUUAUCCUGAAUCUAAAAGAUUGCAAAAACCUUAUGACUCUUCCCAGCAGCAUUUGCAACCUGACAUCUCUUAAAUAUUUUAAUCUCCACGGUUGCAAACAUAUUGGAAAAUUUCCAUCUCAGUCAUUGCUUUCAUCAUUUUUGUCAAUUUCAUCCUCAUAUUCAUACUCGUUAGAGAGAUUAGAUCUCAGGCACUGCAAUUUGUCAGAAGGUGCACUACCAAGUGAUCUUAGGUGCUUAUCCUCGCUGAAGAAGUUGUAUCUAAGCUUCAACAAUUUCAGCAACCUACCAUCCAGCAUGAAUCGCCUUUCUCAACUCCAUUGGCUUGAAUUAAACAACUGCACAAGGCUUCAAUCAAUCCCCGGGCUUCCAUCAAGUUUACAGUUCUUAGAGGCAAGUGGUUGCACGUCAUUGGAAAGUAUAUCAAACCUUGGAAGUUUAACAAAAUUAAGGUAUUUAAAUCUUCAAAAUACCAAUUUUGUCAGCCUACCUGUUGCUAUCAAUCAACUUCUUAGACUUGAUUGGCUAAAAUUAGAAGAAUGUUCAAGGCUUCAAUCACUACCAGUGCUUCCAUCAUGUUUAAAGAUAUUGAACAUGAAUAAUUGCACAUUGAUUGAAAGAUUAGAUUUAUCAAACUUGCAGCGCUUAAGUUCCCUACAGCUCAAAGACUGCAGGAAGUUGGUUGAUGUUCAGUUCCCAGAGAGCUUGGUAUUCAUAAGCGAUAUUAGCAUGAAUGGUUGCAGUAGUUUGGAAAAUACAAGUUGGAAUUUUCUCUUGAAUAAUAUCCUUCAGGGAGCAAGAAAAGCUGAUCGAUCUGACAUCCAUCUCCUGGGAAGUGAUAUCCCUGACUGGUUUAGCUAUCAAAACAAUGGUUCUCUUAUAUCUUUUGAGGUGCCUCCACUUGUAAAUCGCAAGAUCCAAGGGCUGAUCAUAUGUGCUGCUUAUGUUGCAAACAAAAAUUACAGUUCGCAUCAUUUUACUUUAUUUAAAGCAGAAAUCAUUAAUAAAACAAAAGGUGUUGAGUGGACGGUACAGCCAUAUGCAAACCAUUCUUUACUAAAACGUGGAAAGAAUGUUUGGGUGAUCUACAGGACUUUUAUUAUGAUUGGUGAUAUUCUGAUAAAUGGUGAUGUUAUGAUUACUGGUUAUCCUCAUUCUACAAGCGAGAUUAGAAAUUGGUUGGAAGGCGGAGACCAAGUGCAGGUUUCAAUUGUAUGUGAAAUUAGAGGAAGAGUGGCGAGUGGAGAAGAAAUCCAAGUUAAUAAAUGUGGCGUCCACCUGGUUUAUAUGCUAGAUGAUAGACUUCCCAAUGAUCAUUCAAAUGUGGGCCUGCAAGAUACUGAAAGAUUGAGACUCCAGCCAAAUCCUGCACUGAAUCCUGAUAUUCAAUGUGAUGAAAGAUUGACAACUAUGAAUCCUAAUGCAAAUCAAUUGAUUCAUUGUAAAAAGUUGAUAAUUAUUUUGGGGUUGUUAUUUGUAUGUUGUAUUUUUAGUUUGAUGCGCUUUUGAACCUCAUGAAAUAUUACUGUUUACUGAUUUUAUAUCUC
Nelumbo nucifera (sacred lotus) is the source of this 3694-nucleotide messenger RNA. Its product is annotated as disease resistance protein RPV1. The record is from RefSeq and is a predicted model, not a curated record. NCBI's taxonomy places the organism in Eukaryota, Viridiplantae, Streptophyta, Magnoliopsida, Proteales, Nelumbonaceae. Gene Ontology annotation, molecular function: ADP binding; protein binding. Gene Ontology annotation, biological process: signal transduction; defense response.